GAAAAUUUUUUUUUGUGCUCUACAUAAGUAACUGAAGCUGCUUCCAACAAAGUUAAGUUCCGUAAAAUUUUUAUUUAGAAUUUUUAUUGCAAUGAAUAAGGCGUAUUAUUGCUUAACUUUUAUUCUUGUAGCUUCGGCAAUCAUCACCGAAGUGAUAUCUCACCCUCAUAAAUUUACUAUACCUGAAACAGAACGAAUAUGUGCAAGCCAUUAUGGUAUUAAUAUAACAUUGAGUGAAUAUAUAAUAAAUGGCACUAAAAAUAUUAAAGAAGCAAUGGGAAAAGAAAUAUUACCUUGUGCUAUAGGAUGUUACAUGAAAGGAUAUGGAAUAAUUACUCCUGCGGGUUAUUUUGACGCCAAAACUUUUUUAUUUUUGUUACCCCACAUGUCCAAGGACUUGCACCUAGACGUUGCUACAGAGAAUGAUGUUAAAAAGUGCGAUGAUAUAAAAGGCCAUUGUAUUUGUGACACAACUCAAAACAUUAUCAAAUGUAUGCCACCCGUAUUGAGAGAGUAUUUUCAGAAAAAACAAUGGUUGUAAUUUUGAAUAUUACCACUGAUAUAUUUAUAUAUUAGUCCAAAAAAUGAGUAAUUAUUUUAAUAUAAAAAUAAAUUUAUAAAAUACUGACAAAGUAAUAUGAAUUUAUACAUUUUUGAUUUUUUAAAAUAUUUCGUAUGAAAACGAAAAAAUAAAAUUAUAAUUUUAAGUUAUACUUGUAUGCAUGAAAACAAUCAUCAUAAUAAAAAAAAAGUUUAAAUAUUA
Molecule: messenger RNA, 763 nt
Organism: Microplitis demolitor
Lineage: Eukaryota; Metazoa; Arthropoda; Insecta; Hymenoptera; Braconidae
Exons: 4
Coding region: 92-541 (149 amino acids)
Molecular function (GO): odorant binding
Source: RefSeq, a predicted model, not a curated record